AUGCCGCAAGCCCCGCCAUUCAACAUCCCUGGCGUGUGCAAUCGGCCGCCGCUGGCCACGUUCCCGUCCGAUGAUCUCUUCGCCGACGUGACAAGCGAGAAGAGCCAGACGGCCAUCGCAACGACACACACCUUCUCGUCGACCCAGUGGCUGUUGCACUUUCACCAGUCCCUCCACUUGCUGUCUCGCAAAACCGCCCUGGCCAGCUCGCCGGACAGACGCUCCAACCCUGCCACGAAGCCUGGGGCAGACGAGGCUUCCCACGCAGCCAAGGCUGUGACGGCGCUGCGCUGCGUCAUUCAGAUGGGAACCAUAUUUGUCUGCAACUACGGCAAGUACCGCCUGCCAAGCGGAGAGGAAGUCGAGCUGCCCAGGCGGGCCCUCGCCAACGCCAUCUGCCUCACUCAGGUUUUCGACCUAAAAAAGCCCUAUUCCACCACGGAGCAGCUCAAGCGGUCCACCAACUUUGGCGAUGUCCCGUCGCUGCCCAGUCUCCGAUCCCGCGGCUCCAUUGUCGGCCGUUCCGACAUUUCCCUUGCCAGCAACACGCACGGAUCGACCCUGGGACUCGCGGCAGCGCCAGGAUCGCUGUCGCCGGGCUCAUCAAAGUCGUCCGUGUCCAGCAAGGGCUCAAUUCCGAGGACAGCUCGAAGAUCAUCCUAUGACAUCCACAACAUGAGGUCAACUGAGAACGCCCGGCAGCCACCAGGAUCGAUCCAGGGCACGAGGCGCCUUGGCAACUCGGUGGGAUCGUCGCUGAACUUGCAGACGGCGCGACCCAAGAACGAGGAACCAAAGAAUCUGCUCAUGACAAGCUCAGUGACCCUCAAGUUCUCGACGCCCUCGCUGAACCAGAUCAUGGGCCACUCUCAAACCAUGCCCAAGAUUUAUGUCAUGGAGGCGGAUUGUCUCGAGGGUGAGCAUCGAUCACUCCCCGGCGGAGGAUACCGCAAGGGCAACUAUGGUCAGGAAGAGCAGGUUUGCCGCCGAUCCAAUCUGUGGGAAUGCCUGGACGACCCGUACAGCCGCCGCGGCCCGUUGACGCAGUGGAAGUUUCCCCUGCCCGACACAGCGUGCAUUAUUGCGCCGCACGUCUACGUCUUCCGGGAGAGCGAAAAGAAGGGCUACGGAUUCAUGGGGGAGCCCUUCAAGUUGACCAUUGUCACAUCGAGCCCGCCCAUCAACCCCCAUCCGGAACAGCCGCUGGACCCUCGGGUCGCUCGGUCGCUGUCCAAGAAGAUCGAGUCGGCUCUCACCGUCUGCAUCCGAGAAAACAUACGCGUAGUUGUGCUGGGCUCGUAUGGCUGCGGGGCGCACCGCAACCCGCCCAAGGAUGUGGCCCGGAUCUUCCAUCAGCUCAUCCAAAAGCUCUCGAAGGACUCGGCAGACACAAACGGCAAGCCGUGCUUUGAGCUUGUGUGCUUUGCGUGUCUGGACGACCCGAGCCGACCAAGCGGCUGCGUGGGCGCCUUUCUGGAAGAGUUUCGGUGUCCGCUCACCACCUGGAAGGACGUGGAGGCAAUGGAGCAGCUCGCGAGCGUCGUCGACGAUGCCGAGGCAGUAGUCAGACACUCGGAAGCCACGCCGAAUUCCGAAAAUCGGGGUGGGAUGUGA
Messenger RNA from Polychytrium aggregatum, 1614 nucleotides. RefSeq lists its product as uncharacterized. The transcript is spliced from 3 exons. Bases 1 to 1614 code for a protein of 537 amino acids. The record is from RefSeq and is a predicted model, not a curated record. NCBI's taxonomy places the organism in Eukaryota, Fungi, Chytridiomycota, Chytridiomycetes, Polychytriales.